Cyclospora cayetanensis is the source of this 573-nucleotide messenger RNA. RefSeq lists its product as uncharacterized. The transcript has a single exon. The coding region runs from base 1 to 573 and encodes 190 amino acids. The record is from RefSeq and is a predicted model, not a curated record. NCBI's taxonomy places the organism in Eukaryota, Apicomplexa, Conoidasida, Eucoccidiorida, Eimeriidae.
AUGGUGAACCCGCCGACAGCAGGAAGCUGCAGCGUGGCGGGGAGGCUAGGUCUAGAAACGCGGACGAAUGCCAUUGCCCUGUUUGCGUCUGUUAACCUGUUCUAUUUCUUGGUCUUCGCCAUGGGUAAGAGCAUGGUCUCGCUUUGCUGCUACCUGUGCUUAGCACCGGUGGCUCUUGGAAUGUUGUUGAAGGCACUGCACCUUGCGCCAACGGAAGCGGGACCUUGGGAGAUUGUCAGCCGCUCUAGAAUUCAGUCUACAGUGGAGCGCCUAUACACCAGGACCAACCAGUUUCUGGAAUUCUGGAGGGACGUAUGCCUAUGGAAGAACGUGUUUUUUACUGCAAAGGUUUGCUGCGCUUUGCUCACCCUGAGCUAUGUGUCUUCCUUCUUAUCGUUCGCCAGCCUUGUGUUUAUAUCCACGUGGGGUUGGUUUUUUUACUGCAGCUGUUCUUCCCUAUUCCAUGAUACACUCUAUCCCCUUGUCUCGCCGUACAUUAAGAUGGCAAACCAGGCCUUUCACAAGGUCGUCCAAUCCAUCCCUAAGAUGGAAGACAGCAGCAAGAAGCUCUAA